Protopterus annectens (West African lungfish) is the source of this 2571-nucleotide messenger RNA. Its product is annotated as extracellular calcium-sensing receptor-like. Lineage: Eukaryota; Metazoa; Chordata; Ceratodontiformes; Protopteridae. Gene Ontology annotation, molecular function: G protein-coupled receptor activity. Gene Ontology annotation, cellular component: membrane. The record is from RefSeq and is a predicted model, not a curated record. Gene Ontology annotation, biological process: G protein-coupled receptor signaling pathway. The transcript has 6 exons. The coding region runs from base 1 to 2571 and encodes 856 amino acids.
AUGAUUUCUGUUUAUGACUGUGCAAAAGCAACCAUCACAGGAUCAACCUGUCAGCUGAGAAGCUUUACUAUCAAUGGCUACAACAAAAAAGGAGACAUGAACAUUGGAGGAAUUUUUUCCCUAUAUAGUGGAGAGGCUGCCAGUCAGAUUCCUUUCACUGAGCUACGUGACAUUGCACUGUGCAAAAAAGUAUACGAAAGACUGCUGGCUAUGAUAUUUGCAAUUGAAGAGAUUCAGAGAGACCCAGAAUUUUUGCCAAAUAUUACACUUGGGUAUGUGAUUUACGAUUCAUGUACAACAAUAGCUGGAGUUCUUGAAGGUACAAUGAAGCUGCUUACAGGGCAGAGGAAGGCAAUUCCAAAUUAUAAGUGCCACACACUUUCCUCAGCUAAAGCUGUGAUUGGUGAGUCAUAUUCAUCUACCUCAAUUCCCAUAGCAAGGUUACUGGGACUCUACAAAGUUCCUCAGAUAAGUUAUGGAGCAACUGUUACAUCUCUAAGUGACAAAAAUCAGUUUCCAUCAUUUCUUCGAACAAUUCCAAGUGACCUCUACCAGGCUAUUGGUAUAGUCCACCUAAUCCUAUAUUUUGGCUGGACAUGGGUUGGACUUGUGUCUGACAGUAGUGAUUAUGGUCUACAAGGCAGUCUUAUAGUAAAAGAGGAACUUGUCAAAGCUGGGGCUUGCAUUGCUUUUUUUGAAACAAUACCUGCAAUAUACUCUGAGAUGAAGAUUCAGCACAUAAGUGAAACAAUUAGAAAAUCCUCUGCAAAUGUUGUAGUGAUCUAUUCUAUUGAUACUGACCUCUAUCCAGUAAUGGAGGUGAUUGCAAGGAACAAUGUCAGUGGAAAAGUCUGGGUUGUCAGUGAUGACCUGGCACAAUCUUAUCUAUUUACUAAGAAUGAGUUUGUGAAAACAUUACAAGGAACUCUUGGUUUUAUAGUGCGGAGAGGAGACAUAUCAGGAUUCAAGGAGUACAUUUACAGCCUUAAUCCUCAGAGUAAUCUAGAUGAUAUAUUUCUGAAAGAUUUUUGGGAAAAUGUAUUUGACUGUAAGCUUCCAAGCCUGGAUAACAGUAAUAACAACUUGACCAAAGAAUCAAAAAUCUGUAAAGGAAAUGAAACGUUAGAAGGCAUGAAAUUAGAUUUUUUUAAUCUUGCUGACCUGAGAUAUUCAUACAAUGUCUAUAAUGCCAUAUAUGCUGUUGCCCAUGCUUUACAUGACAUGAUUUCUUGUAAACCUGGAGAAGGACCAUUUACUAACAAUACAUGUGCAGUACUACAGAACUUUGAGCCAUGGCAGCUUUUCAAUUAUAUAAAAAAUACUCACUUUAGGAAUAAAAAUGGUGAAGAGGUAUUCUUUGAUAUGCAUGGGGAUCCUCCUGCACUGUUCAGCAUUGUAAACUGGCAAGUAACAACAGAAAAUACUUUUUGGUAUCCAGAGGUUGGCCAUUUUGAAUCUAUUGCUGAUGGCAAUCAAAUUCUGACAGUAGAUGUACCUGCUAUAUUAUGGAAUGACGGUCACGGAAAGAUUCCUCAUUCAUUGUGCAGUGAAAGUUGUUCUGCAGGCUAUAGAAAAGCACCUCUGAUCGGCCAACCAAUCUGCUGUUUUAGCUGCAUCAUAUGUUUUCAAGGAGAAAUUUCCAAUCAAACCGAUUCCACUGAGUGUCUGAGGUGCUCUAAAGAUUCUUGGCCAAAUGAAAGACAAGACAAGUGCAUCAAGAAAGUAAUUGAAUUCCUUUCCUAUGAAGAACCACUAGGCACAACACUAACUUCAGUUUCCAUAUUCUCAGCAAUGGUUUCUGCCACCAUACUAACGAUAUUUUUAAAGCACCAUCACACACCUGUUGUCAAGGCCAACAAUAGAGAGCUUAGCUAUUUGCUUUUAUUCAGUCUUACAUUGUGCUUCCUCUCUUCAUUAAUUUUCAUAGGCUGCCCCACACAUGUGACAUGCAUUCUUCGCCAAGGUGCAUUUGGCAUCAUUUUUGCUCUGUCAAUCUCUUGUGUUUUAGCUAAAACCAUUGUGGUGGUAAUUGCCUUUAGUGCCAGCAAUCCAAACAGCAACCUGAGGAAAUACUCAGGUCCCAGAUUGCCAAAAACUUUAGUUAUGCUAUGCACAACUGUUCAGGCUAUAAUAUGCAUUUCUUGGUUAAUUGUCUCCCCUCCAUUUCAGGAUGAAAAUGCAACUUCUGCAUCAGGGAGGAUACUUAUAGAAUGUAAUGAAGGCUCUCCUGUGUCAUUCUGGUGCAUGCUAUCAUAUAUGGGUCUUCUAGCCAGUGUAAGUCUUGUAGUUGCAUUUCUGUCACGGAAUCUCCCAGACAGCUUUAAUGAGGCUAAAUUUAUCACAUUCAGUAUGCUGGUAUUUGUUAGCGUGUGGAUGUCAUUUAUUCCAGCCUACCUGAGCACAAAAGGGAAGUAUAUGGUGGCUGUGGAAAUAUUUGCCAUUGUAUCCUCAGGGGCUGGACUCCUGUUUUGCAUAUUUACUCCUAAGUGCUACAUUAUUCUGCUUAGACCAGAAAUGAACACCAAAGACUAUCUAAUGAGGAAGAGAGAGUUUAAGAAUGAAAUAAAUUAA